CGCAGGAAAACAGGAAAAGCUGUUGAUUGUUCACGGAAGCAAAUUUAUCUCUUCACUGCUGAUUACACGAAAUUUAUGUUAAUGUGCUGUGCUAUUCGUCUUAAAAUCUUAACUUAGACAAAUCUAAAACUAAGAAUCUCAACAAAUUUUGUUUGUGAACAUAAAAGGCUAACUUAACUAAAACGUCAAAAUGACUGUCAUGGAAUUUUUUGGCUGCACCUUCAUUUCCUUUGGACCAGCUUUUGCCAUGUUCUUGUUUACCAUUGCUAGAGAUCCAUUACGUGUCAUUGUUCUGAUUGCCAGUGGAUUCUUCUGGCUGCUGUCACUUCUGUUGUCUUCAAUAUUAUGGUAUGCAGUUGUACCUCUUAGAGAAGAACUUGCUUUUGGCUUGGUUUUCUCUGUCGUUUUUCAAGAAGUCUUCAGGUUCCUUUUUUACAAACUCCUAAGGAAGGCAGAUGAUGGCUUGCAGAAAGUCAGUCAGGUCAGCGAAAGUGAAAAUGUGAUGCCUCGUGACAUAUCUAACAAGCAUAUAAUGGCUUAUGUAUCUGGUCUUGGUUUUGGGAUUUUGAGUGGUGCAUUUUCAAUUGUGAAUGUCCUGGCUGACAUGGCUGGUCCUGGUACAAUUGGAAUUUAUCAACAUUCACAGUAUUUCUUUCUGGCAUCAGCUUUCCUUACGAUGUGCUUUAUUCUGCUGCACACAUUCUGGGGUGUGAUUUUCUUCAAUGGGCUGGACAAGGGAAGCUACUGGAUGGUGGCAUACGUGUUUGGUACCCACAUGUUGGUUUCCUGCCUGUCAUUAUUGAAUCAAGGAACAACGUCGGAGACUUCAUAUCUUGCAUCACUUAUUCCAGCGUACAUUGUCAUGCUUAUUACUGCUGUCAUCAGUUUCUUUGUUGCGGGUGGAUCUCUCUACAACAUACGAGCAGCUUUUAUUUGCCGCAAAGGCCGUUAUGAGAUUGAUUGAUAACAGAAAAAUUGGCCUGAAACCAUCAGCUGUAUACAAUACUUGAAAAGUAGGUUGCUGGUAUUUUCUGCAGAAGGAAGAAUCCGACUUGAUACAGGUUCAUGAUAGCAGAAUGGCUUGAAAAUUCUCAAGUGAAUGAUAAUUACAUUGUUAAAAUUCUGAGCCUUUCAAUGUAAAGACCAUGAUGGUGACAUUUUGUGAAUGAUUUUCUAAAAUCUGUUUGGAAAGUAAAAAACAAAAGUGUGUUCAAUCAGAACAACAAAGUAAUCAUUCCAAUUUUUUAAAAACUAAAUAUUUUAUUCACCAAAUUUUAUCCUUAUGGCCUUCAUCGGAUUGUCUCCUCUCAUGCAAGAACAUAAUAAAGCAGAAGGUGAACAAAGUUAACAUUUGAAAAAUGAACAUGCAUCAUUUUGUGAUCUCAGAGCAUUACAUUUCUUUUCCAGUUGCUGGAAAGGUAUUAAACAUAGAGUUUGGUAUGUUCUAGUAAGUAUGUAUAAAGGCUUUUUAUGUCAUAAACCUGGUAAUAAAACUAGGCAAAAGCAGUAUUUAUUUGCUUUUUGUCAUCUGUUUCUGAGCUUAAUUCUGAGCUUCUAAACAGUGAACACUGCUAGUUAUAAUUUUUUAAUUUUAUUGUUUCAUUUGAGACUGAUUGAUAAGGAUGUAUAAAUUCUUCCUUCCUUUGAACCAAAGCUAGACACAAGGGCGUUGAGUUUUGUACAAUAUUUGGGAUGGAGUGUUUGUUUCCUUGAUGGAACAAAUCAUCAGUUUGUAUGGAGUCUGAUUUGUUGGCUCUUGUGUUAUAAUUGAAGUGAAAUGAUGAUGAUGUAUGCUUAUGUGUAUAUGUGGAUCAUUAUGUCUGUGACUUUGUGCAUGCAGAAACUGCUUAUUCAUGUCCAUGUUGUUUUAUUAUUAAAUACAUGUGAUAACAAACAACAGAAA
This is a messenger RNA of Pomacea canaliculata, 1903 nucleotides long. RefSeq names its product gamma-secretase subunit Aph-1-like. Gene Ontology annotation, molecular function: protein-macromolecule adaptor activity. Gene Ontology annotation, biological process: protein processing; Notch signaling pathway; positive regulation of catalytic activity. The transcript has 7 exons. The coding region runs from base 191 to 964 and encodes 257 amino acids. Lineage: Eukaryota; Metazoa; Mollusca; Gastropoda; Architaenioglossa; Ampullariidae. The record is from RefSeq and is a predicted model, not a curated record. Gene Ontology annotation, cellular component: endoplasmic reticulum; membrane; gamma-secretase complex.